AUGGAUCUUGACUUGGAUAUAGAUGAACCUCGAGAGGUCAAAAGACCGGUAUUCAAAAAGAAGAAAGUACUAAACAAGAAAAAUAAAGUGAAAAGGGAAUCGGGGUUUCUUAAUGAAGAAGAGGAAGAAGGACAAUUAAAGCAAAUAAUACAAGAUGAUUCAACAACUCAAGAAAGUUCAGGGAAGAGCAUUGAAAGUAGUUGGAAUUCUGGAAUUGGAGGAUUCAGAAAAUUGAAAAGAACUCGUGAAUCUACCGUAAGUCUAGUAGAAGAAGAAUCCAUUGAUGUCAAAAUGAAUGAUGAUGAAGAUGAAGCUCAUAGUAAUAAUAUUAGUAGUUCUAGCGCAGACUUGGGUGCAGGACAGGAACCAAACAAUGAUAAUGGAAUUUUAGACUUUAAUAAUUAUGAACCAAUGAAUCCAUAUCUCACCAAUAUAAACCCUCCAGAAGAUAUCUACGAUUUGGAUCUUCCUGUAGAUUCUACGGAAGAAAAUAGUGGAGAUAAUUCAGAGGAUGAACAAAACCAGCAUUUCAAAUUGAAAGAGAUUCUCUCAAUUGAAGAACAAAAGGAAAAUCUUCAACAUAAAAUAUUUGAAUUAAAAGAUUUAAAACAAUCCAAUAUUGAAGAAAUAGAAGCUAUAAAGAAUAAAUUUGAAAUGAAUAAGGAAAAGAAAUUGAAUAUGAUAAAGGAAUUUGAAACAAAUUUAAUAGUAUAG
[Candida] anglica is the source of this 714-nucleotide messenger RNA. The record is from the annotation of a GenBank genome assembly. NCBI's taxonomy places the organism in Eukaryota, Fungi, Ascomycota, Pichiomycetes, Serinales, Debaryomycetaceae.